Molecule: messenger RNA, 2004 nt
Organism: Monoraphidium neglectum
Lineage: Eukaryota; Viridiplantae; Chlorophyta; Chlorophyceae; Sphaeropleales; Selenastraceae
Exons: 1
Coding region: 1-2004 (667 amino acids)
Source: RefSeq, a predicted model, not a curated record
AUGCCGCCGCGCCAUUUCCCACGCUUUGCCGCGUCGCCGCGCGCUGGCGGCGGCUUCUUGGUGGACGCGCCGAGGCCCAGCCAAAGCUCGCGACAGCGGGCGCCGUCCCCGCAGCCACGCAGCUCGGGGCAGCCGCUUGCCAGCGAGCAGCCGGGUCCAGCCAUGGGUCCAGAAUCCCUGGCACGCGCAACGAUGGAGGGCCUGGCGGAGGCGGCCAUGGACUACCAGGGAUAUGAGGCUCGGCCUGGCGGACUGUACCAGCACCUGCGCGCGCAACCUGCAGCAGCGGCGAGCCCCGACGAGCACGGCAGGGCAGGCGGCAGCGCCGGGGCAGCAAGGCGGCAGACGCCGCUGAAACACGCGCCAGCAGCCUUGGCUGUUGGGCUGAUGAGCAGCCAAACGCAGCUUGAGGACUGCAGGGCGGGGCACGCAAUUGGGGUUGCGAUGCCAACCACCUUUCGAGCCGCCAGAAGCAUCAGACACGGCACGUGGCGCCAUGACGGAACAGACUUUAGUAGCGGCGCUGCGAUGCAGACGCUUGAGGCAGGCCAUAACCAUGGCAGCGAGCAGGGCUGGCGCAGCGGCGGCGGGAGCUGCAGGGCCAUGAGUGCCCCUUGCUACAGGCCUGGCAGCCCGGCGCAGCAGCCAGCUGGACACCCAUUGCGGCGGCCAUCGAGCAGCCUGGGGCACGCUUCAGGUGGCAGUGGGAGCCGCGACCAUCUCGGCAGCCCCUCAGAAGCAGAAGAAAAUACAGCUGGCAGCGCCUGCACUGGCGCCGGCGCCGACGCCAGCAGCUUCAUGGCAGUGCAGCUGGCGGAAAGGGCUGCUGUCGCAGGAGCCCGUCAUGCAGCAGGGGCGCGUGCCGCUGCUGACCCGCGCAGCGGCUGGUUCUCAACAGAAUCUGUUGAGCUGCUGCGCCUGAAUCGCGACCGCGCCAGGGCGGCGGCGGCCGCUGCAGGCGGCGGCAUCGUCUUCGUGCCUCGGCCCGGCGCCAUGCACGACAAGCGCUCGGCGCGUGUGGCUGGCGGCAGGCCACAACCCGCAGGAAGCCGGGAAGAUGGAGAGGCUUCAGCAAGCAUCGUGGGGGAUGCAAGGCACCGCUGGGGGGCACCGCAGUGGGAGGCACAGUCCUGGGCGGAGACACCAGUCCCGCCACCGCAGCAGCAGGGGCAGCAACAGUGGCAGCUGCACCUACAGCCACCUGCUGGGAUUGGAGAUGACUGCGACUGCGGGCCACCUGAAUGCGGCAGCCCAGUUGACGGCGGCGGGCCAGGGCAGUGGGCUGCAGCGACAGCAGAGGGUGCAGCGUGGUUGAUAGACACUGGCGCACUGUCCGUGGGCUCCGAAACCCACACAGCCGUCCUGACCGCUGCCGCCAGCGCCCAGGCCGCGGCGGCACCCGCCGCCCACCCGCGCCGCUGGUGGGAGGCACGCCCCGCGCUCGCGCGCCACGUCGCCCGCCUGCUCUGCAGCGAGCGGGGAGGGGCGCUCGCCACGGCGGCAGCGGGGGGCGCUGGGUCGCAGAGCCUGGACGUCCUGGGGGGCACCCUGCGCGCAGCAACGGGCGCAGCCUGGGACGCCGGCACCUGCAGCCUGCCUGAGGCUGCUGGCCUGCAGGCCUCGCUGGUCAGCAACCAAGAGGAGGAGUGCGAGGCGGCGGAAGCUUGUGCAGCGUCAGUGGCGACAGCCGCUGGUCUAGCGCAGUUGCUGCAUGUUGAGCUGGCAGACCUUGAAGCGGCCGCCAGGGGACAGCGGCGCCGGACAACCCAGCCGGAGGGGGCCCCGCGGCAGCAGCAGCGACAGCAGCAGCAGCAGGCGGCGGCGCGAGCAGCAGGCGAGAUUGAUGGCCACUAUGCCGGGCCUGUGGUGAUGCGGCGGCAGUACAUGCUGCCGGGAGAGCUUGUGCACUGCGCAUGGGUGGGGGAGCUGGCCGCGCGGCCGCUCGCGGCGCGGCAGCAGCAGGUCGAGGCGGAAGCGGCGUCAUUGUCGCUGGCUGCAGGAUGA